UCUAAUCAAACCUUUGAUGCGUUUACUCGUUUCCGUUUAUGGAGUUUUCUCAACAUUUUGUUGCGCUUAGCGCUCCAGAAUUUCACAUGCCGUUUCGCUAAGGCUGACUGGUCAGCGCAGGUUUAACGCAAAUAUCGAAACCAAAUUGUAAGUACCUUUUCUUUCUUCGAAAUAAUACAUACAAAUAUAGUCAGUCGCCGAAAUUUGAUUCAAACGCGGCAGAGUAGGAGUCGAUUUGACUGAACGGAAGGUGGGCUCCUGUUUGACUUGACCGUGUUAUUCGAGCGCUUCGAAAGUCGCUGAAAUUUCAACGCUUGGUGAUUCUCGAGUGGCGAAUUUUCGCACGGAAACGAUGUGAGAACGCGACCAGAUGAAAAGCUGUUGUUCUCUUAUCGACGAAUUGCUGUUAUGAAUAUUUUUCAAGGAAUAUAGUACGCCGCAGAUGGGUAGUGGUUGUUCAAGAUCGGUUGUGGAUAUAUCCAGCUCAAACUGGAAACAAGACACUAGAAAUUCUGUCUCGAAUACGUCGACAACAAACUGUUCUGGAUCCACGAUAAAAACCAUCGCUGAAGCCGCAAUCUGGAGUCCAUUCAAGCUCAGCCGUUCUGAAGCCGAGGAAUUGCUGUCUCGAGCGGAGCCUGGUGCCUUUGUUUUUUCCCAUGACAUGACAUCAGAGUUGUUUCUAUCGAUUUCCGUCGGAAAAUACGUUUGUCAUCACGCAGUCCUAACACGUGACCAAGGCUAUUACGUCGGUGCUAGGCGGUUCACGACAAUAGGAGAUGUGGUUGAUUAUUUCACAGACCACCCUUUGGGAGAAACUACUUUAAAACAAGAGUGCAGAACAGCACCAAGGUGCACGUCUCAAGUUCAAAUCAAACACCAUCCAGAUAUAACUAUCCCCUGCCCGCCAAAUAUCGCUACAAAUGGACAAAACGCCAGCGAUCUUGACAGCAAUCAGAGGCUUUCCACCGGUCAAACGACCGUCUGUGGUACAAUUAACCAAUCACAAUCACCCAAAAUAACGCUGACGUCACACUCUUCAGCUGAUGAUAAGACUCCCGCGGAGGUUGAUGAUGCUGUUCGGGUGGCAAUGGAAACUAACAAGUAUCAACUGCCGAAGAAUGGUCCCCGAGUUGAUUCGUUAACAAAGAAAGCGCUGACAAGAAGCAUGGCAAUCGAUAGAAGUGACUCUUCGGGAGAAUUUCAAGAAACAGCACUUUCACCUCUGUUACCAACAAGAAAUUCAGCAGUGAAAUGAGGCAUGGCUUAGAGCAGAAACACAGCUUCACAUCAGUAGAGUCCGAUAAUUCCAAGUCCGUUUGAAAGAAACGAGUAAUAGAGUUUUGCUGUACCCAGGGCCUCAAUUUGGAGGAAGCAUAGUUGGACAGUGAUCCGUGGAAUUAUGCAACUGGUUUCUAACUCGACGGUUUACAAAUUUCGAGUCAGACAUGUAGAGCUCCUGAAAUAUUUGAUUACUGUCAUGAGAUUACCUUAAGCAUUUUACAAGAUGCGGCCAUCGUUAUGGCAGGUUAAGAAAGCUGAUGACGAAAAAUUUCCCUGGAUGAGAGAAGUAAAACAGUUUUCUGGCGGUUUAUUGUGGUCAGAAAAGAUGAAGCUAGAAUUUCCAACGGUCAAGCGAAAAAAAUACAAGACCACCUCUGGUUUGGGUUACCUUGAAGUAUUUUCUUAACAAAAUUGUCAGGGAAAGACUACUGUAAGAAAACAUUAUAAAACGAGUAGUGGUAAUUUAAAUUACGAGGCGAUAAACAUUAGGUGGAGUGAAAGCUGAUGAUUUGGGAAAUUUGCGCGAGGUAGUUUUGGCGAUAACAACGCAUUAUCGUUCCCAGUGCUAAUCGUUUUAAAAUUACUUUAUGGGUAGCAUUGGUCACACGAAGAAAAUUCGAAUCCUGAUUCGAAUAUUUUCAUUGGCUGACCCCGGGGAGCAUGCUUUAGCCUUAGCUUUGCAAAACUAUUCGCAAGGCGCGAAGGC
Orbicella faveolata is the source of this 1990-nucleotide messenger RNA. RefSeq lists its product as uncharacterized. Gene Ontology annotation, cellular component: cytoplasm. Gene Ontology annotation, biological process: enzyme-linked receptor protein signaling pathway; cell migration. Gene Ontology annotation, molecular function: signaling adaptor activity; receptor tyrosine kinase binding. The record is from RefSeq and is a predicted model, not a curated record. Lineage: Eukaryota; Metazoa; Cnidaria; Anthozoa; Scleractinia; Merulinidae.